Molecule: messenger RNA, 1644 nt
Organism: Symbiodinium natans
Lineage: Eukaryota; Dinophyceae; Suessiales; Symbiodiniaceae
Source: the annotation of a GenBank genome assembly
AUGCCGGAGUACAAGGCAUUCACUGCCGAGGGGCCACAGGACAGGCGAGAGCCUGAGCAACAGGUGGCGCCACCAUGGGCGCAAGCGGCUAGCCACACUGCCAACUCUGCCGGCGUGCAGCUGGCGGCAGUGCCGGAGGCGAUGACGGAAAACGACUCCGAAGAUGCCACGAUGCAUCUCAUGACGCUCUGGGAGCGCUUCAUGGACGAUCAUCGACAUCGAGCCUUAGCGAAGCUCUUUAAGGGCAUUUGGCUUAGAAGGUUUGUCAGGCUCCGCCACAGGCGCACGUUUGUGAAGCCGGGUGAGCAGGCCGGAGGCGCGCUCACCAUCGAUAGUCCCUUGCAGCACUUUUUCGAUGCUCGCCUCAUCCUACGCCCCGAGUCGGUGUUCAAAGUUUCCUGUGACGAGCUGCUCUCAGUCGUUGCCCAAGAGCUGCACCAGCGGCGCCUGGGCGCCUGCGUGGUGGAGUUUGCGGAUGGGCGGCUGGAGUUCUUCGACUGCUCGGACUUCAACUCGCUCCUUGCGACCCGGCUUAGAGUGAGUGCUUUGGCCAAGAGUCGGGGUGCAGUCGGGGAGGAUGCCGACGACGGCAUCGAGUGGAAAGCCACGAAGUCGCUGCUUCGGAAGAUUGCGAACUUGCCCGUGAAGACCCCUCGAGGGAAGGGUCUGGACUUUGAGCCUUUCGACACGUCGCUGCCCCUAAGGGAGCUGGUGGACCGUUUGGAGAGGCAACGCCGAGUGCCCUGCUUUACCGCUGGACAGCUUCGGGCAGUAGUGACUGCCAAUGAUGUCCUCGAACUCUGCGGCGGGUGUGUUACGAAGGCCUCUAAGGAGUUGCUGGAAAACAUGGCCGCCAGGAGUAUUCUCUCCAAAGAACUGAAUGACUUCGAGCUCGACACGACGGAGGACACACCAGCGUUGGAAGUUAUGCAGAAGCUUCUCCAUUCUGCCAGCCGCGCGGUGCCUGUCCUGGCUCAGCCCGAUGCACCCACGCCAGGCUGCAGGACAUCGGGGCGAAUACGCAUUCUGGCGCAAUUCGACCUGGCUGCCCUGUGGACAGUUUUUGGGUACAAGGACGACUCCGACCAGUGGUGGUGGGAGAGUGAGGAUGUGGCGUCCAAUAUCUUCCGGCACUCCUGUGUUGACUUUCUUGCCUUUGGCCGCAAGAACUCGGAUGGCCGGGACCAGGCGCCGGUUGCGAAAGUCUCCCUGGACGAGAAGUUGUCCAAAGUUAUCGGACGGGCUUGUACCAGUCCGUUUCGACACGUGGUCGUCUACGAGGAGACGAACGACCGGCAACUGAGAAACCCGUGUUGCGAGAUCUCCUCCCACGAAUUCGUGCAGUUCUUGCGCGGCGCCGGGCUUCUGUCGCAGCUGGAGUUCAACAGUUCUAAGCCCCGUCCUGCCCGCUUCCGCCGCAUGUUUUCCAGCCACGCGGGCAUCACCUCUGACGCCAUGUCCAAGGAUAGCUCUCUGUCGCCGGCGGUGCAAAAGGAUGUGCCAGGCCCUGCGGGCACUGCUGUUAGCUUCAACAACAUGGUGGAAGUGGAAGCUCUGGUCGUACCAGUCUGCCCCGUCCACCACGGGAAGUUCAUGCAGUAUGAGGCCCUUACGGAGCUCCUGGCUACUUGCCUGAAGCCCUGA